This is a messenger RNA of Cercocebus atys (sooty mangabey), 1074 nucleotides long. It is a transcript of the gene CUNH8orf88, whose product is annotated as chromosome unknown open reading frame, human C8orf88. Gene Ontology annotation, biological process: negative regulation of translational initiation. The transcript is spliced from 6 exons. Gene Ontology annotation, molecular function: eukaryotic initiation factor 4E binding. The coding region runs from base 169 to 522 and encodes 117 amino acids. NCBI's taxonomy places the organism in Eukaryota, Metazoa, Chordata, Mammalia, Primates, Cercopithecidae. Gene Ontology annotation, cellular component: cytoplasm. The record is from RefSeq and is a predicted model, not a curated record.
CGCCCCCCGCCGCCGCCACCGCGGUCAGCCAGCGGACCAGCGGCAGGAGCCGUUCCCCGACGGGCAGCGGGGCGCUCGGCCUCCUCGUCUGGGCUGAGCGCGGCGACGCUGCUGCCCCGAAAUCCUCGUGGAUCUUGAGUCGUAUGGAACCUCAAGGUCUUUGUGACAAUGGAAACCAAAAAAUUAAUUGGUAAACCGCUUCAACCAGCAAGACCUAUUCGUCAUCUGACUUCUCCCCCAGGAGCAGUGUUCCCUUUCAACUUUCAAAAUGAAUAUCCAUGCAACACUCAGUGCAUACAAAGUGGAGUUAGCAGAUGUAAGACGAAUGGAAUGCAAGCCUUUUCUCAAGGUCUUAAUGAACAACAGCAACAUCAGUCUCCAGUUAAAAAAGAGAGAAUUAAAUACAGCAGAGAUUUCCUGUUGAAGCUCUCAAGUGUUUCCAUCUGCAGAAAAAAACCAGACUUUCUGCCUGAUCAUCCCAUUGUACUGCAAAAACCAGAAAACAACCAAAGUUUUAAGUAGCAUUUUAAGAACAGAUGAAUUUGAAGAGAAAGAAUUAUUCAUUUUAUAGUUUGGACAUCUGCAAAUGAGGUGGAUCUAGCAACAAUAACUGUAAUGGACUGUGACAAUUCAAUUUAUUCUUAAUUUUGAUGGUUGACUAUUUGACUUCUCUAAAAAUGAGAAAGAGCUAUUUUAAACUAUAAAGAAUUUUCUAAUCAGUUUCAGCCUUGCAGGAGGUUUCCUGCAUAAAUUGGGAAGUUACACUGGAAAGUAGGAAUUUGGUUAGUGAAGUGGGAAGACUGUAUAUUUAUAAUUUGCGUACUACUUGCAAUUUUUUGUUUUUCAUCACUUGUAAUAAUGGAAUGGAAAUGUAAGCUGUAAAGACUCUCAAAUAUAAAAUAUUUGCUACAGUGUAUAUAUGGUACAUAAUUUCUUGUUGCUUUUAAAGUUGCUUUUGUUGUUCUGCUUCCCACUGAUUUCAUACCAGCUCAUGAAUGGAUCAUUACAGUCUCUUCAGAGGCUUAGAAUGAUUCAGAAUGUUCAAUGCAUAGUUCUCAAUGACAGGAGGGAGAA